Molecule: messenger RNA, 1848 nt
Organism: Morchella sextelata
Lineage: Eukaryota; Fungi; Ascomycota; Pezizomycetes; Pezizales; Morchellaceae
Exons: 4
Coding region: 1-1848 (615 amino acids)
Biological process (GO): amino acid transmembrane transport
Cellular component (GO): membrane
Molecular function (GO): L-amino acid transmembrane transporter activity
Source: RefSeq, a predicted model, not a curated record
AUGGCGCACACCUACUCCGCAGCGCCCACCCGCGACUCCCUCGAGCUCGCCUCCCUCGCCUCCUCCUCCCCCGCCGACACCUCCCCGCGCUCCUCCACCUCCUCGCGCUCCGGCGCCGCCUCCUCCCGCCGCCUCUCAGCCUCAUCCACAAACCCAAACUCCCCCACCGCCGAGCACCGCCCCCGCAACUUCCGCACGUACAGCGUCUCCUCCGCAUUCGACUUCAACGCGCACCUCGUCCCCCUCACCACCUCCUCCUCCUCCGACGCCCGCGGCCUCGCCUCCACGUCCGCCGCUGCGCCGGGAACACUCGAGAAGCAGAAGACGCUGUCGUAUCUGAAUGGUCUAUCAUUGCUUAUUGGCCUCCAGAUCGGAUCGGGCAUCUUCUCGUCGCCCAGCCAGGUCAACAACCACGUACCCUCCCCAGGCGUCGCGCUCAUCGUGUGGGCGGUGGCCGGCGUGCUGGCGUGGACGGGCGCCGCGAGCUAUGCCGAGCUCGGCGGCGCGAUCCCGCUGAACGGCGGAAGCGGGGUGUACUUGCGGCAUUGCUUUGGCGAGCUGGCGGGGUUCCUGUACAGCUGGACGGCGGUGAUAGUGCUCAAGCCCGGCAGCGCGGCGAUCAUUGCGAUCAUCUCGGGGGAGUAUUUCAACAGUGUUGUGUUUGGACUACUGCCUGGAGGCGGGGGAGGGGAGGAGGGCGGGGAGAGGGGCCAGCCGAGUGAGGUGGCGAAUAAGGUCACGGCGGGGGUGCUGCUGCUGCUGGUGACGGCGCUGAAUAUGUUUUCGACGCGGCUGACGACGAGGAUCUCGGACUCGCUGCUGUUUCUGAAGGUGGGCAGUUUGUUGGCGAUUACGGUCAUUGGCAUUGUGGUGGCGGCGACGGGGCUGAAUGGCGAUGGGAAGGGCGCGAGUCGGGAGUGGAGGGAGAUGGGCUGGUUUGAGAGCCGGGAGAGCGCCGGGGGUGCGGGGGGUGCGGAGGGCGCGGGGGACACGGCGGUGGGCGGGUUGGGCGAGUAUGCGAUUGCGCUGUAUGCCGGGCUGUGGGCGUUUGAUGGCUGGGAUAACGUCAACUUUGUCACCGGCGAGAUGAAGAACGCAAAGCGCGACCUCCCCCGCGUCAUCCACAGCGCAAUGCCCAUCGUCAUCACCUCCUACCUGCUCGCAAACGUUGCCUACUACCUCGUUCUCCCCGGCUCCACAAUCAGUCAAUCCAACACCAUCGCCGUCGCAUUCGGCACCAAAGUCUUCGGCCCCAUCGGCGGCCUCAUCUUCGCCCUCGCCGUCUCCCUCUCCUGCUUCGGCGCCCUCAACGCCACCACCUUCACCUCCGGCCGCCUCGUCUACGCCGCCGGCAAAGAGGGCUACCUCCCCCCCAUCUUCGGCACCCUCGGCCUCCGCCCCCCACCCACCGACAUCCCGCGCCCCACACGCCUCCCCCCCUCCUCCUCCUCCACCCCUAAAACGCCCAUAUACGCAAUGCUGCUCAACGCCGCUAUCACGGGCGUGUACAUCGCUGCGGGCGAGUUCGGGACGCUGCUGACGUUUUAUGGUGUCGCCGGGUACACGUUUUAUUUCUUGACGGUGCUGGGGCUGGUGGUGUUGCGGGUGAAGGAGCCCGGGUUGGAGAGGAGUUAUAGGACGUGGGUGAGUACGCCGAUUGUGUUUUGCUGUGUUAGUUUGUUUUUGGUGAGUCGCAGUGUGUUUGGGAGGCCGCUGCAGACGCUGGUGGUGUGUGCGUUUGUGGCGGCGGGGGUGCCGGUGUAUUGGUGGAGGGUGGGUGGCGGGAUGGGGGCGGUGAUGGGGGGGUGGUGGAAGGGACGGGGGUGGUGGGGGAGGGGACGGGGGUAG